UCACACCAAAAUUUCACUAACUAGUCACAAGCCACCACACUCCAAUGGAGGGUUUACACCUCACCAUUCUCUUCCUAUUAUCCUUGACCGUGGUUCACUCAAUAAGCCCAAAAUGUGACUUACCUAGCCAAGGUUCAACCCUUAGGGUCUACCACGUGUCGAGCCCAUGCUCGCCAUUUAGGCCAAAGACCGCACUCUCAUGGGAGGAAAGUGUGCUCCAAAUGCAAGCUGACGACAAGACAAGGCUCAUGUAUCUGACGAGCCUUGUCGCUGGACGAUCUUUCGUCCCUAUUGGGUCAGGCAGACAGAUCAUACAAAGCCCGACCUACAUUGUGAAAGCUAGCAUUGGGACACCGGCUCAAAGCUUGCUCAUGGCUUUGGAUACUAGCGCCGAUAUGGCGUUGGUUCCUUGUGCCGGUUGUGUUGGAUGCUCGUCUUCCACCUAUGAUUCGGCUAAGUCGGCUAGCUUCUCAUCGCUUACUUGUGGUGCGGACCAAUGCAAACAAGUCCAAACUUCAAGCUGCCCCGGUACAACAUGCUCGUUAAACAUGACAUACGGAGGCUCGACCCUCGCUGCUACCUUAGCCCAAGACAACCUAACCCUAGCCACCGACCCCGUCAUCGGAUACUCCUUCGGCUGCAUCAAACAAGUCACCGGAGGCUCGUUCCCGCCACAAGGCGUCCUCGGCCUCAGCCGUGGCCCGUUAUCGUUCAUUUCACAAUCUAAAUCCCUCUACACAUCCACAUUCUCAUAUUGUCUCCCAAGUUUCAAAUCCUCCAACUUUUCCGGCACACUCCGGUUAGGUCAAUUUGGUCAACCCAAAGGUAUAAACUACACACCACUAUUAACAAACCCUAAAAGACCUUCAUUAUAUUAUGUCAACUUGCUCGGAGUCAAAGUCGGAUCCACCAUGGUCAACAUUCCGGCGAGUGCACUAGCGUUCAACCCUAACACCGGCGGCGGCACAAUCGUGGAUUCCGGCACGGUGUUCACACGGCUGGUGGACGGAGCUUACACGGCGGUGAGAGACGAGUUCCGGCGACGGAUGGGAACCGCCGCCGUGACGUCACUCGGCGGUUUUGACACGUGUUACAAUGUUCCGGUGGGAAAACAAGUUCCGACGAUCACGUUUAUGUUCGCCGGACUUAAUAUGACGUUGCCGCCGGAUAAUUUUCUGAUCCAUAGCUCCUCCGGCGCCACCACGUGCCUUGCCAUGUCAGCAUCGCCGGCGGUUAAUGUGAUUGCGAAUAUGCAGCAGCAGAACCACCGGUUGGUGUUUGAUGUUGCGAAUAACAGGCUGGGGGUGUCACGUGAGAUCUGCUCAUGAGUCACGUGACAAGUGGGAGUUUGUAUUUUUAUAAUGUUUUAUUUAUGAUUAAGGUGUAGUGCUAUGUAUGAUAAGUUAUUGUUGGGGUUUUUUUUUGUAGUGAUUAUUAAUGCAUGUGAUCGAUCAUGGGUGUGUUUUUAUGAUUAAGUUGUAGUGCUAUGUAUGUAUGUAUGAUAUGUUAUUGUUGGGUUUUUUUGUAAAUUGUAAGUGGUUAUUCAUGCA
Molecule: messenger RNA, 1550 nt
Organism: Helianthus annuus (common sunflower)
Lineage: Eukaryota; Viridiplantae; Streptophyta; Magnoliopsida; Asterales; Asteraceae
Product: aspartyl protease AED3
Exons: 2
Coding region: 45-1328 (427 amino acids)
Biological process (GO): proteolysis
Molecular function (GO): aspartic-type endopeptidase activity
Source: RefSeq, a predicted model, not a curated record